AUUAAGAAGGUUUCCCGCGGGAACCGCAGCCCGUGCGCCCUGGGACCCUAGCCCUGGCCGCCUUUCCUGGCCUCAGCUGCGGGAGCCGUUCUCUGGGGGUAGUUGUCAUUGAGUCCUUUCUAGUUCCAGGUACCGUCUGGAAGUAAGUCAACAGCCCAGACGAACUGAGUGUGCGAACUGAGGUUUUAGACGUUCUGAGUGGGAAUUCUGCUCUAAACUUUCUGAGUUAACAAUCGGUUACACGGUUGCUAUCGUCAUUCCGGUUAGCCCUAGUCUGUAAUUGGUAGUUUUUGUUUUUAGAAAUCUCACCUCAUCUCCAAGUAUAUCACUCCUUAAGACUUUUAAGGCCAUCUCCCAGCCUCGGCAGAAGGUAACUGUGCCUGUUGGCUGGGACUUUGUCUAUGGUUUUUGGACCAUUUUACUCCUGCUUCGUAUAAACAUAAUGUAUGAGUGAUGUUGUUAAUGAUUUUGACAGCUCAGUGGUAGAUCCUACAGUGACAAAGUUGUAAAGACGGUCUUAAAACGUCUUUAAUCAUCUUCUUUGACAGGUAUAAUUAUUGUUGACUAGCUGCAGACUGUAAAUAAUACCAAAACUGGUCAUUUUCUAUUAAUAAUAUACAAAUACUGAGUGCCUCGUAGUGUGGGUAGUUGGAGGAGGCGUCCUAACUUUUGCUCUUUCCACCUACAGCCAAUUCUCCACAUAGCAGCUGGAAUAAUCUUUAGUAACAUGAAUCUGACUGGGUUUCUCCCCUCCUAAGUCUUCAGUUUGCCGGCCCCUGGACUCGCCUCCUUCCUUCAUUGUUAGCUGUACCUCUUCCCACUUGCUCUCAGUCGCCACUAUCCUGGUGUUAUGGUGGGUGGUCUUUCUUGUUAAAGGUCUUUUGUGUGGUUUCUUUGCCCUGAGUCUUUGAAUAGUUAUCUGGUUCACCUUAUGAUGCUACUUUGAGAGAAGCCUCCAUAUCUCUUCUCUCUAAAGAACCAUUUCUACUCUGCCAUCCUUCUUCAGUUUAAGAUACUGUCAAUAACAUAGUCAUGUGAGUUGUACAAAAAUAAUUUUUGAAAGUUUAUGUUUAAUGAGAGUAGCGUGAUUGAAUACACUUUAUUUAAAUGUCUUAAAACUUUGAGCUAAAAACAAAACAGAACUGAGCUAUAGUGACUCAAGGCCUGAAUCUGUGUUCCUGGUUGGUUUUAGUGACUGUCAUAUUUGUUAAAAACCUGUUGUUGGAUGCUUUUAAUAAAUGAUGAUACAGUCCUUUUUUUUUUCAGGCUUAAGUAAGCAAGUUUGGAUUUCAGCUAAGUAGAUUUUCAUUAUCCUUUAUAUCAACAAAAGUGUUUUCACAAAUGAAUAAGUAUUACAUUUUUAUGUUUUUAACGAAGUAGGUUCAAAUUUCAUCAGAACUCUUCUUUGGGAAAGAUUUUAAUCAAGUUUAAUUCUGCUUCUGAUUUCUUUAAUGUGUAGAUUCAGAGGCUUUUUUAAAAAAAUAGGUAAUGUGCAGGGGUUUGGGGGGCAAUAAAAUAAUGGAAAUGUUUCUAAAACAUCUAUUUCCUAAAUGUUCUUGCCACAGAAAAGGUUUCUUUUGAUCAUGGUCGCUUCCAUAUUGUAAAGAUUCUCUUAUUUGAGAUAAUAUAACCUAUGUAACCAUUUACUGGGACAUAUGAAAAUUGCAAAAUGUCACAGUAUCAUGAAGUUGAAUAUUCCUUCCUAUACUGUGGAGUCUCCUUACUUUGCUCAUUGUAUGGCUGAUACUUUAUGACAUUGGACAGAUGGACUCAGACAUUGGGGGGGGUACCAUUGUCAAUCUGUGUAUUGCUUGGUAAACUAACCUUGUGUUUUUGUAGAUUAAUAAUACAUAUAGGGUUUUAAAUAUUUUCUUUCUUAGUGGAUUGUCUUGAAUAACUUUCUUUGGAAGUUUGUGUAGACUGAAAUUUGUGAGAACUGCACCUUGACCGUGUCCUGAACUUCACUGAAGGAGUUGGACCCAGGAGAGGAGACAACUUUCUUUAUUGAAAUCAUGAUUUAUAACAUUUAGAAGAGUCCUCUUACUUGUUGGUAAUUUUUGUGACUACAGUUAGAUAAAAAUAAAGCAUGUGAGUAGGAGAGAGGACUUAGCCAAAGAGAAAAUUCGCUUAAAUUGACUGAAACAUCUGUUUUGGUAGGGAAACUGUUGUUCAGUGUAGAACCUAAAUUUUAACCUGAUUGAAGAUGGAGUUUAAAAUUCACUGUAAGUGUAAAGACAAAGGGUGAAUUAGGAAUCCUGAUUAUAUUCUAAUGAUAAAGUAGCCAAGUGUUGUAAAUUUAUUAUUGAAAGCAAAUUAUUUUCUUUACCUUUAGUCAAAGAUCUGUGAAAUAAGGUUUCUAAAACAUUUGUUAUCAAGUAACUUCAAUAUAAUUAUUCUUCAUUUUACGGACAGUUCAUACAUUGGAAUUCCUGACCUCUUCCUCAGAGGAGAUGGGAAAAAAGCAACGGUGUAGACUCGAUGGCCAAGAAACAAAAGCAUCUAAGUUGAUUACCUCCAGUGCAAGUGAUUUCAGUGACCCAGUUUACAAAGAGAUUGCGAUUACGAAUGGUUGCAUUAACCGAAUGAGUAAGGAAGAGCUCAGAGCCAAACUUUCAGAAUUCAAGCUUGAAACCAGAGGUGUAAAGGAUGUAUUAAAGAAGAGACUGAAAAACUAUUACAAGAAGCAGAAGCUGAUGUUGAAAGAGAGCAAUUUUGCUGACAGUUACUACGAUUACAUUUGUAUUAUUGACUUUGAAGCCACUUGUGAAGAGGGAAACCCACCUGAGUUCAUACAUGAAAUAAUUGAAUUCCCUGUUGUUUUGCUGAAUACUCAUACCUUAGAAAUAGAAGAUACGUUUCAGCAGUAUGUGAGACCAGAGAUUAACACCCAACUUUCUGACUUCUGCAUCAAUCUAACUGGAAUUACUCAGGAGCAAGUAGACAGAGCUGAUACCUUCCCUCAGGUGCUGAAAAGAGUCAUUGACUGGAUGAAAUUGAAGGAAUUAGGGACAAAGUAUAAAUACUCCAUAUUAACAGAUGGUUCAUGGGACAUGAGUAAGUUCUUGAACAUUCAGUGCCAGCUAAGCAGGCUCAAAUAUCCGCCUUUUGCCAAAAAGUGGAUCAAUAUUCGAAAGUCAUAUGGAAACUUUUACAAGGUUCCUCGAAGCCAAACUAAGCUGACAAUAAUGCUUGAAAAACUCGGGAUGGAUUAUGACGGGCGACCUCACAGUGGUCUUGAUGACUCUAAGAACAUUGCACGAAUAGCAGUCCGAAUGCUGCAGGAUGGAUGUGAACUCCGGGUUAACGAGAAGAUGCAUGCGGGGCAGCUAAUGAGUGUGUCCUCUUCACUACCAAUAGAGGGCACUCCAGCGCCACAAAUGCCGCAUUCCAGAAAAUAACAGCAUUUUGCCCUUUUGCCUGUGGAUCAUUCACUCUCACUGGAGCUGCUACAAAGAGGUAGCAGAUGAAUACCUAUUGAAUUAGUCCUGCAGUGCAAAAUUUAAGCACCUUAAACAUUUAAAAUCUUAUUACAGUAAUAGGUAUAUGCAUACAUAUGUGAACAGAUUCCGUGGGAGGGCAUAUUGAAUUCUUUGUCACCAGCACUUUUGAUAUGAGCAGUGUUUGUUACACAGUAACAGUUCCUGCUUAGAAUUGAAUUUUAUAAUUUAAGGUGUCCAAGAUGUGUUCUUUGGGUUUAAAAUGCAAAGGUUUAUUAGCUCUCCCCUUAAAUGUCGUAUCUUACUGAUGUUAAAAUAUGUGAUGUAUUUCUACAUCAGCAUCAUUAGAUCAGAUCAUUUCUUCAAAUGCAGAAAAGAUCAGAAAGGUGGGCCUUUAUCUACUAGCCUUUGGGUUUUAAGAAUAUCAGAGUCCCUUUGAUUUUUGAAGCUUAUUUGUGAACAUGAGCUGUGAGUGGUAAAUUUCAUAAAGUACUUAGUACACAUAUCUGCCUGUUUUUUUUUUUUCUUUCUUUAUAACUGGAAGGCUCAUGAUAGGUUAUAGGGUCUGGUUAAAAAUUCAGUUACUGAUGUCAAUGGAAAGUCAAAAGAAAAUACCAUUUAAAGGAAUAUAAGGGCUACAGCUUGAAGUUUAUAAUAUAUAGAUUAAUCAUUGAGGUCUUGGAUUUGGUUUUUUGGUUCCCCUCCCUCUUGUGACAUAUCUGCCCUAUUUCUUAAAUCUAAGAGACCAUGCUUUGAUUUAGACUUUCAAGGUCACUACUUAAUUUUGCAUUUGUAUUCAACAUUAUGAGUGAGGUUAAUAAAGUUGAAUAAUACUUUCUACCAUAUCUUAUGUUUAUAUUGUUAAAAACUGAUUUUACAUAGUGAGUGACCACCAAAUGUUGAAUAGUUAAUUCUUAACUAAUUCUGAAAACAAAAAUGUGUUUAUGUAGUUGAGAAAGUAAAACUCUACUUAUCUAGAAAUAAUUAUUUUCAGAAUUGGAUUUCCCACUGUAACUUUCCUGGAACAAUUUCAUUAGCAUUGCUUCUUUUCAUUCACUUCCUAAUAGUAAUUGUGAUGCUACUUUAUUUUGAUGAUUUAUACAUUAUAAUCAAAUGAAUUUUAUAAAAGUCUUCCAAUCCUGAUACAUAGGAGGAAAGUAGGCAUUUUCACAGAGUGCUGUAGGUGUUUAACUUAAAAGAAUGAAUUGCUGCCUCUGAGCAGUCAUUACAGCACCAGCAUAAUAAAGAAUAAUUAGAGGAUAACAGAAGGCACAAUGUAUGUGAUGCCCUUAAACAUACAGAUUAUAGUAAAACAGGGACAUCUAGGUGUCUUUGGCUUGAACAGUAAAUUCUUGGGGCGAAAGGGAUAUAUGCUAAGAUUUUUGAUAACCCAGAUAGCACCAUACAAGAUACCAUAAAGUAUUACUGGACAUUUUAAAGCAUUUCCUUCAAAUGCUUACAGAGGAACUGUGCCAGGGCCAAGUAUUAAUAUUUGGAAACAGCAAAUCACCAGCAAGGUGUGGACACUGGGAUGUCCAGUCAUGCUCCCUAGGCAAUUUCUCCACGUAGCCACCUCACUGUAGAAUUCAAAUUCAUGCUACAGCAAAGCUGGAGUCCUCUCUGACCAGCUUCCAGAGUUGCUCACAAGAGCUGAAAUUUGCAAGGGAGAAAUCCGAGGAUAGCAAAGAAAUAUAUUAAAUUGCCUUCCUCUUUUGUUCUCAAGUCCAGCUGCUAAUCUCUUUGCCUAUUUUUCUUUUUGCCAAGUAUCAACAAGCUCAUUUUAUAUUUCUUUUUUUAAUAUAUAUAUUUCUUUUUAAGACCUUCAGCAAUAUAAGCUUUCAAUAUCCUUUUGGCUCAACUAAGUGUUUUAUCUGGUGUUGCUUUACUGUCCUGACUCUCUUUUUAAGACAUUAUUGAGGAAUAAUUGAUAAAUAUGUAUAUAUUUAAGUAGAAACAUGGUGAUUUGAUACACAUUGUGGAAUGGUACCAAGAUCAAGAUAAUUGGCACGUACAUCACCUCAUAUAGUUAGCUUUUUUUUCUUUUUUUGAUGAUGAGAAUGCUUGAGGUCUUGGCAACUUUCAAGUAUUCAGUACCAUAUUAUUAAGCAUGGUCACAAUACUAUAUCUUGGAAAUUAUUCUUUGUAUAACUGAAAAUGUAUAUCCUUUGACCUAUGUUGCCUCAUUUCUGCCAUCUUCAGCUCUUGGCAACCACCAUUCUAUUCUCUGUUUCUAUGAAGUUGGCCUUUUUUUCUUUUUCUAGAUUCCCCAUAUCGGUGAUACCAUGUGUUUGUUUUCUCCAUCUGGCUUAUUUCACUUAAACUUCCAGGUUCAUCCACAUUGUCACAAAUGGUAGGAUUUCCUUCCUUUUUUAUGGCUCAAUAAUAUCCCUCUGUGUGUACAUGUGUGUCUGUGUACCAUUUUCUCCCCCCAGAGUAUUUUUUGAGCUCCCUUUUGACUUCUUUGAGCCAUUAGUUGCUCAGAAGUGUAUGUAUAAUUUCCAGUUAUAUGAGUUCACUUUUGUGAACUUCCCAGCUUUCCUCCUGUUACUGAUUUCUAGUUUCAUACCAUUGUGAUCAGAAAAGAUACUUGGUAUGAUUUUAGUCAUAAAUUUGUUGAGAUUUAUUUUGUGACUUAACGUAUGAUCUAUCCUGAGAUGUUCCUGGUGUGCUUGAGAAGAAUAUGUACAGGUAAUACCUCAGAGAUAGUGCGGGUUUGGUUCCAGACCACUACAAUAAAGUAAUUGUCACAA
Messenger RNA from Cervus elaphus (red deer), 6187 nucleotides. RefSeq names its product exoribonuclease 1 (gene ERI1). Lineage: Eukaryota; Metazoa; Chordata; Mammalia; Artiodactyla; Cervidae. The transcript has 7 exons. Gene Ontology annotation, biological process: exonucleolytic trimming to generate mature 3'-end of 5.8S rRNA from tricistronic rRNA transcript (SSU-rRNA, 5.8S rRNA, LSU-rRNA). Gene Ontology annotation, cellular component: cytoplasm; nucleolus. The record is from RefSeq and is a predicted model, not a curated record. The coding region runs from base 2451 to 3398 and encodes 315 amino acids. Gene Ontology annotation, molecular function: 3'-5'-RNA exonuclease activity; nucleic acid binding.